Molecule: messenger RNA, 3946 nt
Organism: Styela clava
Lineage: Eukaryota; Metazoa; Chordata; Ascidiacea; Stolidobranchia; Styelidae
Product: bone morphogenetic protein 2-like
Cellular component (GO): extracellular region
Molecular function (GO): cytokine activity; growth factor activity
Source: RefSeq, a predicted model, not a curated record
UUUCUAAUUAUAAAUGUAAAGCAAAAAUAUAUAUCUGCAUAUUAUACUGUCCUUUCGGAUCUAUCAAAGUUUGAGAUAUUCCGAGAUCUGUAAGACAUUUUGGGAAUACUUUACCACAAAAAGAACAAUGCAUUUCCAAAUACACCUUAUUGGACUUUUUAUUAUAAUCUCAACAACAUCGGGGAUGCUCCCGGAGGCUGGCCGGGCGAACUUAAUCGAACAGGCGGAAGCAGACACACCCGAAGCCGAGGAAGCGAUCGUCAACGAAUUCGAAAAGAAACUACUAGAUAUGUUUGGACUUACUCGUCGCCCGACUCCCUCAGGGGACAUGCCCGUCCCGCGGAUUAUGCAACACCUCUACAAAGCCCACAUGGGGGAUGAUUCCGACGGCCCCCACAGCUUGGUACCCACUUGGGAACCCGGGUUCGAUCUCCCCCAUGACGAGAUUGCGAGCCGAGUGAACACAGCAAGAAGCUUUCACCAUUUAGAAUCAGAGGAAAGACCGGAAUGGAUCGCAGACAACCACAUUCGCCUUAUUUUCAACAUUUCGUCCCUACCGGUCAACGAAGAGCUAAAAUUUUCGGAAUUACUGUUACAUCGUGCUCAAAUCGAAGAGCAUAUGAAUUCAGAGAUGCAUGAUAGACUUCAUCGAAUUAACAUUUAUGAGAUCAUCAAAAUGGUUGGUGAUUCAGAUGACGAUACUAUGACGUCAUCUGAUGACGUAAACACUGAGCAUGCAAAACUUCUUGAAAUGAUUAAACAACGAAGAAGGCGAUUCGGAUUGAAACGUAAAAAUGAGCCCAUAAAGCGACUCUUGGAUACGCGAGUUAUCGACACAACUAACACUACGUGGGAAAGGUUCGAUAUCAGUUCCGUGGCGCGGAAAUGGUUGACGGAAACCAAUCAUGGACUAAUUGUGGAAAUAGUGAGGGAGGACGAUGGGGAAUCUCCUAAACCAGGGGCGGACAAACACGUCAGAUUAAGGCGUGAUUUGAGCGAUAAUUUAUCCCCCGCGGAACACCACCAUACCCGUCCCUUAGUCCUGGCUUACACUGAUGAUGGUACGCAAACCAACCUUUCACGUAGAGUGAGACGUAAACGCAAAGCCAACAAACGACGAAAGAGACGCAAGAGUUGCAAACGUCAAAAUCUUUACGUAGAUUUUGCUGAAGUCGAUUGGAAUGAUUGGAUUGUAGCCCCCCAUGGAUACCACGCUUUCUAUUGUGACGGCCCCUGCCCUUUUCCUCUUGCUGAAUACAUGAACGCCACAAAUCACGCUAUCGUGCAAACGCUGGUGAAUGCAGUAGAACCACUCCUGGCCCCUAUGCCAUGCUGUGUACCAACAGAACUAAGCUCAAUAGCGAUGCUUUAUUUGGACGAAUUAGAAGUUGUCGUACUGAAAAGUUAUCAGCAAAUGACAGUAGACGCCUGCGGGUGUCGGUAGUAUCGAUUGUUAAACAAUGGCAUCCCGCCGAAAUGGCGGCAUGUUGAAAGGUUAUGCCACGUGGCAUCGGAAAGUUACAUGCCAUGUCGGGAACAAGGGCCAACAAAGGUCUGAACUCAGUGACUGAUGACGUACGCGGAAGCUUUAAUAAACAAACCAUUGUUUAUUUCCUUUAUGCAAUAUUGUUUAUAAGAAGUUCCUGCAAUUUUAUUGCGCCACAAUGGUUUCUAAGAUACUAAGGGAACAGGAACGCAUAAUCGAGUCUAUAUUUCUAGAAGACUGUAAUUUAUUGGGUUACAAUCUAUAACAGUGUUACUGGUAUGUAUCAAAAUCACACCGAAAAUAAUAAAGCCCUUUACGUGCCAAAGUUUGAGACUUGAACGAAAGAAUACCCGGACAGAAUAUGAUAUCCAAUUCCCACACGGCUACGUGUAGGAAAUUUUUCUCAAAUUCUGACUAUAGAAAAAUUAAUCAAUUUGUAUAAACAACGAAAUUCCCUGAUAUUAUUGGUCGCCAUUAGCUCAAUAGUCCGGUAUUUUUGAAAAGCGGCAUGACUCGCAAUUAUGCACUUUAUUCGAAAAUAUUUUUUCUGAAUGCGGUCUGACAUUAUGACCAAUUUGGACCGCUCUAUAACUUUAACAUUUUAAAAAACGUUUUCGAUUGGCAAACUGGCCUUCACCUCAUUGACUUCACACUGAGUUUAUAACAAAUUUGGAUACAAUUAGGGCCGCCUUCAAAUUGAGUUUCUCAAAAACCGUUUUACGAUUAACAAGCUGGCGUGCGCUUCAUCCUGCACGCUAAAUUCAUAUAAAAUUAUAAACAAAUUUGUACGAUUUCACUAAUUUUCUUUACUUGAGUCAUGAAACAGUAAUUUAUUUAUGCGCGUAGACAAUCUGAAAAUUUAUCAAUGUUAUAAGAACAGCCCGUUGUGUUAUUUAUCUUAUUUGACGCCAAAAAUCCUGGACCACGCGUAAGAUACACCGCUAUCUGUACCAGAGCCGCCGUUGUUAUUAACCCUUUCCUCACCGGACAAGUUUUACCUACCGAAUCAAGUUGAUAUACAGUAUAGAUGUUUCAAUUGAACGGUAUAUUUGUAUGUUGUUAUUGCAAUUGUGUGAAAAUGUGAGACCUGUUUUAUAGUUCCCGAUGCGGUAUUGCGAUAAAGGGUUAAUAUUACACUAACGUCAUGAGAAUACGUGAUUUUGGGGCGAGUAGGACGUGAUUUUUAGCAAAAACAGCAAACCGACAGCUUUUCCAAAAUAAUUAUCCUUGGUUUAUGUAAUCGUUUCAUCUAAAUAUCGACAAGAUAUCGUUAACAGAUUUUAAGUUGAACUAAAUUCGAAAAUGUUUACACAUAUGCGGCUUAUAUUUGGGCCUUACAAUAAAAAAAAUCUAAUUUUUCGAUCAAAGACUCUUCAAGUCUCAAAACGAUUUUGAGACGCUCUUGAGACGCUCAUACACGGGCCUGACUAUUUAAUCACAUAUCUUACCUGAUAUGCCAACAAGUUGUGACAAAACAAACUCAAAGUUAUCAAUAGGAAACCAUUUUCAAAGUCAAAUAUUGAUGUCAAAUUUUACGGCAUUUAGGGAACUUUGAUCCAAAAUAUAUAAAUAUCUAUGAGCAAUCAGAUAUAACCAGGUGAUGACGUAAAUGAUGAAAUAGUUUAAGAUCUUACUAAAUAUUUUCUUCGAUUGUAAUGCAGAGUUAGAAAUUUAGAGCCAAAUAUUUGAAAAUGAAAUAUAACGAUAUGUACGUAGAAUACCAGAGUGGGUAGGGGGAUAAAAUUUACAGCACAAUCUGAGGGGACAACCUUUUGAUGACGUCACAAAAUUGCCCCCAUUUAUAUCUUUGAAUAAUUUGGCUCCUUUUUUUUAUUCAGCGUUAAUUUUUUUUAUUUCUUGCCAAAUUCUUCAUUUUGUUUUAACUCGUAUUUUCAAAUUGUUCUUUUUUAUUAUCGAAAAUAACUAUUUUAUGAUUUUUGUGCGAAUUUAACGUUUUAUUUUUUUCGUUUCAUAUUCUGACAAUGUUGUCGCCUAAUUUAUGUAAAUCGAAUUUUGCAUACGGCAAUCCAUAUACCUGACUAGUCAUUUCGCCUCGAACAAAGCCCUAAACAAACAUUCUCAAACAGCUUAUGUUUUUUAACCUAAUAACAUUCAAUUUCCUAUAUUAGAUACAAUGUACAAUUUUACAUCUUUAGGACUAAAUUAAUAUGUUUAUCAAUUACUCAAUAUUAGAACUGGUGAGCUUUUAUAGAUAGGAAUUCUGGAAUACAAUACUAUUAAAUAUUGUUUUUCAUUACGAUACCACAUUAUUAAAUAAGGCGAAAUUAUGCAACUUUGGUAUGCGAUCUCAGUGAUCCUCAACGUGGUUUUAGGACGAUGAGAUCGCAUAACGAAGUGACACCGACGAAAGAUAUUUUUGUCAUAAAUUCGACGCGUUUUGAAUUUGAUAGCCCCAAUCAAAGUGUAACUUCCGAAGCAAAUUUUGCGUAUGUUUGAGAA